AUGACUCAGGAUCCAGCCCUGGGCGUCCCGCGCUCCCAGUGCCUCAAAAGCCGGAGGUUUGACUACAGUUCUGGGCUUGAUCGGAGAGGGGCCUGUCGGGGGCGUGUCCAGGCGCUUGCCAGGGGUCAUCUAAAGGCGCGAGCCUGGUCAGGCCAGUCCGGCAGGAUGCUGUCGAGGGCGGCCUGGUGCGGCGUAGCGCUGCUCUGUGCGCUCAGCCUGGGCCAGCGCCCCGCGGAGGAGCCGAGCUGCGGCCCCGGUCGCUUUCUGCGCGGGACGGAGUCUGAUGCGCGCUGCUGUCGUACUUGCACCCCAACCAUGGAGGCCUGUCCUGAGUGGGACUGCACUUGUGUCCAGCCUGAGUUCCACUGUGGAGACCCACAUUGCAUCAGCUGCAAGCACCAUCCUUGCCCACCGGGCCAGGAGGCACGGCCCCAAGGGAAAUUCAAUUUUGGCUUUGAGUGUGUUGACUGUGCCCCCGGGACCUUCUCUGAGGGCCAUGAUGGCCACUGCAAGCCAAGGGCUGACUGCUCCCAGCUUGGGUUCUCCACAGUGUUCCCAGGGAACAGGACUCACAACACUGUGUGUAGCCCAGGGCUUCCUGCUGAGCCAUGCCACCCGCUGACCCUGGCCCUGCUUGCCAUGGCCAGCUGCAUCCUCGUGCUGGCCGCCGCCCAGCUGGGCCUGCGCAUAUGGGAGCUAAGGAGAGCACGCAUGUGGCACCGAGGGAUGAAGCUGCCCUCGGAGGUACCACUGGCUGAGGAUGCUCGCAGCUACCAGUUUCCUGAGGAGGAGCGGGGGGAGCGGCUAGUGGAGGAGAAGGGCCGGCCUGGGGACCUGUGA
Messenger RNA from Orycteropus afer afer, 840 nucleotides. NCBI's taxonomy places the organism in Eukaryota, Metazoa, Chordata, Mammalia, Tubulidentata, Orycteropodidae. The record is from RefSeq and is a predicted model, not a curated record.